Messenger RNA from Vigna angularis (adzuki bean), 1962 nucleotides. RefSeq lists its product as uncharacterized. Bases 1 to 1962 code for a protein of 653 amino acids. Lineage: Eukaryota; Viridiplantae; Streptophyta; Magnoliopsida; Fabales; Fabaceae. The record is from RefSeq and is a predicted model, not a curated record. The transcript is spliced from 6 exons.
AUGAGGAUGCUACUAGAAAGCAACGAUACUCCCAUCUCUUGGGAAAUUUUCAAGAUGAACUUUUAUGCCGAAUACUUCCCUGAUAGUGUUCGGUUUGCUAAGGUGGUGGAAUUUCUUGAAUUGAUUCAAGGAGGGAUAAAGUUUGAGAAUGGAUUGAGAGGGGAUCUCAGGUUGAUGGUUGCUGGUUUAUGUAUCAAGGAGUUUCCCUCUUUGGUGGAAAGAGCCAAGGUCUUAGAGAAGACCAAGAUGGAAUUGGAUAGACAACAAAGGCAACAGACGAAACUUGGAGGAUCAAUUUCCUCCAGGAGUGGUCUCGGUACUAGGAAGAUUCCUUACACACGACCUUCUUCUUCAAGAUAUAGAGGGCACUAUGAGAGAGACUAUAAUUUGGGAAGAAGAGCCAGUGGUCAACCACAACAGGCAGGAAGGUUUCAGCCAAGAGGUGAUGGUGGUGGUGGAAGAGCUCAGGCUGUUGGUCGAGUAUAUGCACUAACAGGAACAGAAGCAGCAAGUUCAAGUAAUCUUAUUAUCAGUUCUUGCUUGCUGUAUGGAAUAUCUUGUUGUGUGUUUUUUGAUUCGGGGGCAACACAUUCCUUUAUCUCGAAGGAAUGUGUUGAGAAGUUGGGAUUGUUAGUAGAUGAGCUUCAGUUUGAUCUGGUGGUGUCAACCCCAGCAGUUGGGAAGUUAGCUGCCAAUCGCAUUCUUAUAGAUUAUGGUGAGAAGAAAUUAUUGUUUCCAGAUGAAGAGCAACAUGAGUCAUUGGCAAUCGGUCAGUUGAGGCAGGAUAAAAUGGAAGGUGCUAGUUGCUUCUUGAUACUAUCUCAUUUGGAAGUGGUAAAGGGUGAGCAGAGUUUGGACCGAUCGGUGCAGUGUAAGCAGAGGAUAGAUCGUUCGGUCGUAAAUGAAUUUCCGAACAUUUUUCCUGAAGAUAUACCUAGUUUGCCUCCUCCUAGAGAAGUGGAAUUCUCAAUUGAUUUGGUGUCAAGAGCAGAACCAGUAUCUAUAGCACCUUACAGAAUGGCUCCAGCGGAGCUAGCUGAACUGAAGAAGCAAAUUGAAGAGUUGAUGGAUAAACAAUUGAUUCGGCCAAGUGUAUCACCAUGGGGUGCUCCUGUGCUGCUAGUUAAGAAGAAAUAUGGUAAUUCUCGGAUCUAUAUAGAUUAUAGGCAGCUGAACAAAUUGACAAUUAAGAAUAAGUACCCUUUACCAAGGAUUGAUGAUCUGUUGGAUCAAUUAUAUGGGGCUACUGUGUUUUCUAAGAUAGAUCUGAGGUUUGGAUACCAUCAGAUUUUAGUUAAGGAGGGAGAUGUGCAGAAGAUAGCCUUUCGGUCUCGGUAUGGCCAUUAUAAGUAUGUAGUAAUGUCGUUCGGUGUUACUAAUGCUCCCGCUAUAUUCAUGGAUUACAUGAAUCGUAUCUUCAGACCAUUCCUAGAUAAAUUUGUUGUCGUCUUUAUAGAUGACAUUCUUAUUUAUUCUAAAACUCAUGAAGAACAUGAGGACCACAUCAGGAAGGUGCUCGGUGUGUUAAGAGAGAAGAAGCUUUAUGCUAAAAUGUCCAAGUGUGACUUUUGGAUGGAUGAGUUUCAGGUGUUUAGUGAUCACAAGAGCUUGAAGUAUCUUUUUGAUCAAAAGGAACUAAACAUGAGGCAGAGAAGAUGGAUGGAAUUCAUAAAAGAUUAUGAAUUUGAUUUACUUUACCAUCCUGGAAAAGCUAAUGUAGUAGCUGAUGCCUUGAGCAGGAAGACCGUGCAUGUGUCUGCAAUGAUGGUCCGAGAAUGGAAUUUGAUUGAGAGCUUUAGAUACUUGAAGCUACAAGUUGAGUUAGAACCGAACAAUAUCAGCUGUUGUCGCUUAAUAGUAGAAAGUGAACUGUUGAGCCGAAUACGAGAGAAGCAAUCGGUAGAUGAAGGCGAUGAGUGUUCAGUGAAACAAGCGCUAGAAGGUGAAGAUCCUGCAGCUUAG